AUGUCCGGUAACAACAUCAUUGGAAAUCGAAAUAGUACCCCAGAGGCCAAUAGCACCUCGUCCCUACGCCCACCCUCGUCCAGGACAAUCGGGUCAGGAAGCUCCCUUCGAGCCUCUGCCGACAUGACUGUACUCACAGGCUCAUCCUCUUUUAGUCGUAUUCGGCCUUCCUCCGAUUUUUACGGUCAGACUCAGCAAGGUCAUGGCCAAGGCAAUGCAGAAAAUGACUCUCACGAUAAGAUCGCACAGCAAUGGAUUGCCGAUAUUGACCAGUAUGAAACAACUUUGGAAGAAAUGGCCGCUGCAACUUUGGACCAGGACUUCAAGGGUGAGUUGAGUGCUAUAGAGCAGUGGUUCAAGGUCUUGAGCGAAGCAGAGCGGACAGCCGCCUUGUACGCUCUCUUGCAGCAAACCACUCAGGUACAGAUUCGCUUCUUCAUUCAGGUGCUUCAACAGAUGGGCAAAAACCACCCAAUGUCUGGUGUCUUGUCGCCUGCGAAUUUUGACAAGGACCCCAUGUCCAAUCGCCUCAGCGAUGCCAUGAGCAAGUUGAAUGUUGAUUCGGCCCGGAACUCCUUCUCCCGAAACUCAAUCAUAGCCUCCACUAAGCGAAACUCCGGCCUCGACCCUUCGACCAUUAAUGCUAUGUUUCCCGACGCUGCGGCAGCGAUAGCAACAGAGAAAGCAAAAUUCACACAGCAAACUGGAAACCCCCCAUCCUCGAAUCGCAACUCAGCCACCAUCGAUGCCCGUGUGUCCAUCUCAGGCGGACAAGAAGUCCGUGAUGCUGCUACGCAGAACCCAGCCUCCCCAUGGAGUGCCGGCGUGGUAACCGAGCCGUCACUUGCCAAAGCAAACACAUCACAGGUGCCCAUGGGCCAGUUUGUACAGCCGCCGCCUUCGGGUGGCCUGCGGUCCCCGCGGCCGCAGAUGACUAGCGGCGGCUCCAUACAAAGUACCACACUUACUGCUCCUGAAAAGAAUCCCGCUGACCUGCCUUUGUUGUCCCCAUAUCAGUCCGGUAGCGGUAACUGGGCAUCCAUGGUGAAUACCCCAAUGGCGGCGACGUUCAACGCCGCCAACACCGGUGGUAACCAAGCCGAUAUGGUGGCAAAUGCCACUGCAAUGAAACUAGCUGCACUCUCAACCGUCAACAAUCGUUUUGCCUUGGAUGACGUCCGCAAGUAUCGUCGUGCUAGAUCUAACGAGGCGCCGGGCAUCAGCCACGCUCAGGUAUCGCCUCCCAGCCAGGCUGUAAACCUAUCGGGUGCCAAUGUAGUGAUGAUCAAUGAGCAUGGUCAGGUUUUAACCCGUGAACAAGUGCUUGCUAUGCAAGCACAACAGAAUGGCGGGCUCGGAGGGCAAAGAUCCCGCCCCAGUUCUCCUGGUUUAGCGAUGCAUCAGACGUUGGGGCCUGUGCCGCAUUUUUCUUCGCCCCAACACAACGGUUUUUUGAGCGCCUACGAUGGCUCGUCAAGUCUGUUGGGCACUGGUAUCCCGGCCGUAAACUUAGGUCAUCUGGGUAUGACCGGUCACGAGGGUUACCUGUCAGACCAUUCGGAUAUAGUACGAGGUCGUUCACCAAGAGGUCGAAGGGGUAGUUCGAAGGCACCAGAAGAUCCGGCCGAUCCGACCUUACUCCAGGACAUUCCAAGUUGGCUGCGCAGCCUUCGAUUGCACAAGUACACAGAUAACCUGAGAGACAUGAAGUGGACAGAGCUCAUUGAGCUAGAUGACAAGGCGCUAGAGGCCCGAGGCGUCAAUGCACUAGGUGCACGAAGAAAGAUGCUCAAGGUUUUUGAGCAGGUCAAAGAAGCAAAAGCCGAAGGCAGGCUAUGA
Metarhizium album ARSEF 1941 is the source of this 1839-nucleotide messenger RNA. RefSeq names its product protein VTS1. The record is from RefSeq and is a predicted model, not a curated record. The coding region runs from base 1 to 1839 and encodes 612 amino acids. Gene Ontology annotation, cellular component: P-body. Gene Ontology annotation, molecular function: protein binding; translation repressor activity; mRNA binding. NCBI's taxonomy places the organism in Eukaryota, Fungi, Ascomycota, Sordariomycetes, Hypocreales, Clavicipitaceae. The transcript has 3 exons. Gene Ontology annotation, biological process: nuclear-transcribed mRNA poly(A) tail shortening; regulation of mRNA stability.